This is a messenger RNA of Hylaeus anthracinus, 1094 nucleotides long. RefSeq names its product protein C1orf43 homolog. Lineage: Eukaryota; Metazoa; Arthropoda; Insecta; Hymenoptera; Colletidae. The coding region runs from base 146 to 874 and encodes 242 amino acids. The record is from RefSeq and is a predicted model, not a curated record. The transcript has 5 exons.
CUAAAAACAGUUGUAAUUAUUAAAAGCACGAAAUGACUUCGCCGUUUUUCAAAGCGAUUGCUAUUCACUGCGCGGUUUGAUUUCUCUUCUUGCCGAUAGAGGCUAACUCGACUCUAUAAAAUGGUCACAUGUAUGCAACAUAAACAUGACUGAAGAACUGUCUAGCGUGACAAUAGUAGUAUUUAUUGCAGCUGGAGUAUUAACAAUAUUAUUGCUUUUCAUUUUUGCAAAACGUCAAAUUAUGAGAUUUGCCUUACGAUCGCGUCGUGGUCCUCAUAUUCCUAUUGGACAUGAUGCAAUAAAGUCACUUAAGAAGGAAAUCGAGAGGCGAAUAGAAGUAAUACCAAGAAUUCAAUAUGAACCACAGCUCAUUAGCGAUCCAAGAUUUAUCGUUACACCUAAAGCACAAGUUCCACCGCAUUAUUAUAGACUGAAAGUAGUGGAUGAUGUCAAAACUUUGGAGGCUGAAAUCAGUAAAUAUGAUAAUUGUCUGAAAAGACAUCCAUCUGAAAAUUUGAGGGCAUAUCUGCUUUCUACAUUAGCUACUCCAUUGAAUGGAAAUGGACAAAGAUUGAUUCAUCAAUUUUGCGAUUUGUAUGAACAUGCCAGACAUGAUCCAACAGAAUUUGGGGAUGAGGAGUAUCAAGUAUAUACACGCUUGUUUCUUAAAUUAAUGGAUGCAGCUCGUUUAUUGAAAUCUUAUCCAAGUAGUAGAAAAUCUAGUCCAAGUCGGACACCCAUAAAAAAAAAUGUUGAAACAAAAAGGAAUAUAUUAGAACCCCGAAUGAAAUUGCCAGAAGACCAAACAUUAACAGGAACACGCCCCAAUACAUUGACAGUUAUGGCUCUGGACAAUAGUGAAACAUCUGUUUAGCAUUAUGAAAAUUGUCACAUACAACAUAUGUGACGACCUGACAACAUAUUUAUUCAUUACUGCCAGUAAAUGUCAUAUGACAAUGCAUUUACAAUUAUUGCAAAUGGAACUAUUAUUGUAAAAGUUGUUUGCUUCUGUCAUGUAUAAUAUAUAAUUAUACUUCAACCUCAGUCUUAACUGAUAAGUAUUUAGUCCAUACACUUUUGUAGUAUGGAUUGUG